AUGGGGAAUGAUGCAAGAAUGAAGUCGGAAGCUGGUUGCAUCAAAGAUCCUCGGAAGAAUCAGUUAUUUGUUCAGGUUCCCGAUUCAAGAUCAUUCUUUGAUACUGCUACUAUGCCCAUGAUACUCACUGUUGUUGGGAUCGCACUUUUCGCAAAGCUCCUCAUGAUGUAUGAUGACUCGAAGUCGCAAGAUAUGAUUGAGCGAAAAAUAAAGAAUGCGCCUGCUGGUCAAGGAACAGUUAGGAUGCUUACCCGCGAGGAAUGGGAAUCAGUUCAGGAAGUGCGACCAAGAACUCCGUUUGAAUCUAAACUAGCCCGUCCAAAUGCAAAGCUUAGGACAGGGGAGCCUUUGAAGAUGGAAGAUGUCAAGGAUUGGACAAUAGAUGUUAUAACUGACGCACUAACACGAGCUGAAGAAUGUGCUAAACGAGAUCGAACUAAGCUUUUAAGUCGAAAAUAGUGGUCAUUAAGGUGGAUAUAGCAAAUCAGUGUCAAGUGCCAAUACUUUCAUGUGUAGAAGAUUGUCAAAAGAAGCUCAUAAAGUAGACGCAGGAACUCUGCCAAUGAACCAUGAGGUUACAGAUCUGAGGCUGAAUAGAAUUACCAGAAGUUUUAGAACAUGGUAGAUUCCCAGAAAUGAAAGGGAGAAAUUUGUUUCUAGCACAAAGU
This is a messenger RNA of Solanum stenotomum, 668 nucleotides long. RefSeq lists its product as uncharacterized. The record is from RefSeq and is a predicted model, not a curated record. NCBI's taxonomy places the organism in Eukaryota, Viridiplantae, Streptophyta, Magnoliopsida, Solanales, Solanaceae. The coding region runs from base 1 to 459 and encodes 152 amino acids. The transcript is spliced from 5 exons.